AUGAAUCCUAUCACUACACGUAGUUAUAUCAUUACAUUCUGUAGUUGGCCAAUGGAUAAAAAAUCAGGUAUCCACGUUAGAACUGAGCGAUUGCACAGCGAAGACACAUGGUCAUACAAGAUCCAGUCUUUCCUAUGGGAUACCAUCGAUAGGCCAGUGCUAGAAAGGAAGUUCCUCGUCAAGUUGGAUACUUUCCUGCUAAGCUCUGCCUGUCUUGGUUACUUCAUCAAGACGCUCAACCAGAGUAAUAUUGGGACUGCAUACGUCAACGGUAUGAAAGAGUACUACGGAAUGGAGGGUAACGACUAUAACAAAUUGAUCUCUCUAUGGACAGUUGGGUAUGUCAUUGGACAGAUCCCUUCACAGUUGAUCUUACAUCGAGUGAACGCCAGCUGUUAUUUUUGCAUUUUAGAGCUGACAUGGGCUUUGUUAACACUGUGCUGUGUCUUUGUUCGGGACAUCAAGUCUCUAUACCUCUUGAGAUUUCUCAUUGGCGUAACUGAGAGUGGGUAUUUCCCAGGAAUGGAGUAUCUGCUGGGGUGUUGGUAUUCCAAAGGUGAACUGACCAAAAGAUCAACCCUUUUCAGCUGUUCAGGUUCACUUGCGGGCCUUAUCAGUGGUCCCUUACAGCAGUUGAUCCUGAAGAUGGACUGGUCCAGUACUUCUCUUGUUCCUUUCCAAUGGAUGUUUUGCAUCGACUGUUUCCUGUCAAUACCAGUGGCACUGUAUACAUAUUUCAUGAUCCCAGGUACACCUUCAACCACAGAGGUGUUCUACUUCAACAGAUUGGAUAAACUUGUUGGCUUGGAAAGAAGACGACUCAGUGGUGCACAAUUGGAGAAAGAGGAACUUUCAUGGCCCAAAUUGAAGACAUUCUUCAAAGACCAUUGGUACAUCUAUGUGUUCCCCUUGUUAUUCUUGUGCUUCAACAACUCUGGAGAGUUAAUGACAUCACAGUCAUUCCAGUUGUGGAUGAAAAUUGAUCUUGGGCUGGAUUCAUCGUACUACAACCUGUAUCCGUCAGUCAUCAGUGCCCUAAGCAUCAUCUUUGCCCUCAUAGUUGCUAAGCUCAACGACUGGGGCCAAUUGCACGCUUUGUUUCUUAGUACAAUGUUCCUGUGUACGAUAAUCAGUGGUGUAAUCUUGAGCGUAUGGCAAGUGCCUUUGAAGUUACACUGGAUGGCCUAUUACCUCUUUGGAAUAACACAUAGUAUUGGACAGCCUGUUAUAUUUUCGUGGAUUAACGGUAUACUAUCACAUGACGACUUACAACGUAACUUUGUCAUCGUUGUGACCAAUACGUCGGCCUAUUUCACCAGCGUUUGGGUGCCAAUGCUAACCUUCAACCAAAGAGAUGCACCGAAUUUCCACGUUGGAUUCAUCUAUACAACAUUCCUUGGUGUCUGUGGGUUGUUUCUGGUUGCACUCGUCCUUUUCAAGAUCAAUCGGAGUCUAAAAACUUAUCAUCGUUCUUGA
Molecule: messenger RNA, 1476 nt
Organism: Williopsis jadinii
Lineage: Eukaryota; Fungi; Ascomycota; Saccharomycetes; Phaffomycetales; Wickerhamomycetaceae
Product: MFS general substrate transporter
Exons: 2
Coding region: 1-1476 (491 amino acids)
Biological process (GO): transmembrane transport
Cellular component (GO): membrane
Molecular function (GO): transmembrane transporter activity
Source: RefSeq, a predicted model, not a curated record